CCCAGCCCUCAGAUCUCUAUAGCAAAUGAAGGCCAUUACAAAAUGACCUGCAGGCAGACAUAAUAUUACGGUGGGUAGGCAGCCCUGGCUAACUUACAAAUCCGGAAGCCAGGGGCAAAAAAAUCCCUCAAGCAAGCGGGGGGGGGGCAAUGGAUAGGGCUUAAACACUACCAAUUCAUGUCUCUCCCCAACACCACUUUAUAGUGGAACCUCCUUGGUCCUUCCCCAACCCCAUUCCUCAUCCAAUGCCUACCCUUUAAGGAAACCACCCCUGCUUCUGAGCACCCAUAAUCUGAUUCUCCAGAAGAAGAUUAAGCCCAACUCUUGCAGUCCUGAAUUGGCCAAGCUGCUCUAUCUAUCCACUACAGUGGUACCUCGGGUUAAGUACUUAAUUCGUUCCGGAAGUCCGUUCUUAACCUGAAACUGUUCUUAACCUGAAGCACUACUUUAGCUAAUGGGCCUCCUGCUGCUGCUGCGCUGCCGAGCACGAUUUCUGUUCUCAUCUUGAAGCAAAGUUCUUAACCCGAGGUAAUAUUUCUGGGUUAGCGGAAUCUGUAACCUGAAGCAUAUGUAACCCGAGGUACCACUGUAUUCUUUAGUGCCCCCAAAUCCAAAUACAGUGGUACCUCAGGUUACAUACGCUUCAGGUUAUAUACGUUUCAGGUUACAUAAUCUGCUAACCCAGAAAUAGUACCUCAGGUUAAGAACUUUGCUUCAGGAUGAGAACAGAAAUCGUACAGCGGCGGCGCAGCGACAGCAGGAGGCCCCAUUAGCUAAAGUGGUGCUUCAGGUUAAGAACAGUAACAGGUUAAGUACGGACCUCCGGAAUGAAUUAAGUACUUAACCUGAGGCACCACUGUACGACCCUUCCUCUAAACCUGUGCUUCCCAGACUUGGGUCUCCAGCUGCUGUUGUUUUUUGACUACAACUCCCAUCAUCCCUAGCUAGCAAGUCAGGGAGGGUGGGAAUUGUAGUCCAAAAGCAAAUGGAGACCCAAGUUUGGGAAACACUGGGAGUCUAAACCAAGAGCCCUCCCAAGACACAGGUCUUCCCUGAGGGAACCUCUUUAGCCUUCACAGCAGGAUUUGCAGAACUUGACAAGCCACUGAAACAACUUACAUAGAAACCUUCCCAAGUUCCUGCCAUAACAUUUUAGCGCGUGUGUGUGUAAACUCUGAAUUCUCAGGGCUCCCUUUCACACACACACACCCUUUAACCGCCACCCGUCACUUUCCAAGAUGAAUUCCCUCCUGGCCCCCUGCUCCCCCCGUCCUGACCUUUUUGAAGCCUUUCGCGCCUUCUUCCCUCUUCUCCAUUUCAAAGAGGACCCGCCCUCUUGACUCUCCUCCUCAAUCACUGGCCAGAGGAGGCGCCGGAAGUCCUGAGGGCUCAAGGCAUCGCGCAAUGCAUGCUGGAACAUGUAGUCGGUCUGAAGUCGGCUCCCGCUCGCGAGUUCCUCCCACUUCCGGUGGCAGAAGAGGCCUCCUUGGCCGAGCAUUGUGGGAGUUGUAGUUGACUCUUCCCUCCAUCUCUUGCGUUGUGCUCUCUUGACUCAGUAAGUAAUCCAAGGUAGAGACCUGAACGGGAAGCCUUGUUUUGCAGGGGCGGUGGAGCCCGGCCUGGGGACCUGGGGGUAGGCCAGGAUCUGAAGGCAAAGCGAGAUAAGAGGGAGAAAAUAGGCGGUGUAAGAGCCGCAGCUCGAGUAAGUUCAGACAGGAAGGGUGGUUUUCUUGCUCAUUUGGUAGUGGAAAUGGUAUUUUUGCCCUCAUUGCCACGUGCGCCUGCUCCUGUGCUCCACUGCUAUAGCUGAUUCUGCUCACAUCUCUACUGCUCGUAGUAACCAUGUUCAGAAUAAACUAGUAGCUAGUAGGAUAGAUUGCAAAUGCAUUUUCCACCAGCCCUACAGGAUCAUAAUUCUAAAGCCUUUACUUGGAAUUAAAUUUCUAUCAGUAGGAAUUACUUUUAAAAAAAUAAUUACAUCCCAUUAAGUUCAGUAGGACUUCCUCUCUUGUACAUUUGUGCAAUCAAAGACUGCGACUUAGUCACACCGAAUUCGGUGGGAUUUACUAAGUAAACAUUUAUAGGACUGGAUCACACAGUUGCAGUUCCUGAGCUUGCUUAGCUCCCUGGAAGUAGUUCUGUAUCCAAAAGGUUUAGGGCCAGGCCGUUAGGCUGCCUUCCUAAGAGAACUUAAGUCAUUGAAAGUCUGAUUGAAUUUAAUGCAUCUUACCUCUGAGUAAACUUGGCUAGGACCAAGCUUUAAGUCCACAUACUAGGCACUGGAGCUACUGACACUGAAAUAGUGCAAAAAUGCUUCUAUACAACUAUUGUCACCAUCUCUUAAUAACUUCGUGCCAACUGUAUGAUGGGUGCUAGAAAAUACACAAAUAAAGUUGUUUUAUUUCUCAGGGUAAUUCUAGUCAGAACCUUCCUUGGCAUGGACACAGCUGACGGGCUGAGAAACAAAUAGUGGGUACAGAGCAAGGAAAUGUGAUGGCAUACACUUUCUCUAAAUUCCACUAGGGCAGGCAAGGUCUAGCUUUCCCUAGGGGCAAUGCCAGUGUUGGCUGGGACCAGAGGCAAAUGCAGACAGAGCAAUGAAUAUAAAUGUUAUUUUGUACAGUAGGCUAUUUUCUACUCAAACACACACAAAAUACCCCUAUUGUUCUCCAUUCAGACUAGUAGGAAUCAUCAUCAGAGUUCAAUGACAUAUUCCAACCAGGCAAAAACACUCAAAGGGAAUGUGAAGCAAGGCCUUUAGUUUGGUGAGGAGCACUACAGUUCCCAGGAUGAUUGGGGGGGUGGGGGGAGUCAUGUGCUUUUAAUGUAUAGUGUGGAUCUGACUGGUUGAUACACUUUGCCACCUCUUCCCACAAUUCAGCAACUAUUCAACAUUCCCAGUGCUCAUCUUCCUAAUGGCUUCCUUGUCUCCAUGCUUUCAAUAGAGAGCAGCAAUUCUUCCUUUUGUAAAACUUUCAAAUAGAGUGUGAUGUAUGCAGAAUCUGCUGCUGAUUCAGCCUUUUAAUUUUAAAUCCACACUGAUCAGAACUUUCACUUCUCUUUUUCUUCUAUCCUACUCUUCUGUUCAUUUGAUUUUCUCUUCUUUUUUGUCUACUGAGGCAUGAAUGGGUAUGAAAGUGUGGCUGAAUGUAUACAAUUAGAAUAUUCACAACACGUUUUUUAAAACUGCAAGACAGUGUUGGAGGGAAGGUGUAGGGAGAGAAUGGGUGAGGCGAGGUAAGAAUACAUAUAUGAAACUCUUUCAACCAAUUUCUUAUUGCUUUACAUAUUUUUCUUACAAUUAAGACUAUGUAAACUUUUAAAAAGCCAAGUGAGUCUAGUUUUGUUCAGGGGAAGUCUCUGCAGAUUUCAGAACCAAUGUAAUUUGACGUUUCACACUGUGACUUGUAGACACAAGAAUUAACUGCCUCUAUUGAAAAGAACUAUGCUUGACAGUGUGAGGUGAUACAUAAUGCUUGAAAUGUGAUAGUGGUUACUUUUGCUGCAGUCACUGAGUGGUUAACAUGUAUGUGUGAACUCAUCCUGAGACUGAACUGUUACUGUGAACUAAUUUACAAGUAAGUGGAUUGUUCUCACAUAAACAUAAAGUGUCUAAUUCUCAUCCCUGAUGGCACACUGUAGUGUCAUAUUGUGCCUCACAUCUCUAAAACAGUUUCUCACAGAAAACAUGUGUGAUUCCAAGGCAAAUCUCCAGGGAUGGAGAUAACAACUUGGCAUCUUUGUGUGAAAGGCUGGCUUCAUCCUUCCCAGUUAAAUUAAUGCAUUAAUUUGAUAACACGCACACAAAAAUAAACAAGUUUUCCCGAAGUCCUGUAUUCUGCAGAAUGUGCACCCCAGAUUUCAGCAUCUUACAUUUCCACAGAAUAUGAGAGACUAGCCAGACUUGCAUUUUGAUUCUGGCUAAUCUCUCACAUUCAGGAAUCUUGUAGAACAGCCACACUAUAUAUUUAUUUUUAAAGGGUUCUCUUACACCACACGAAGACCACAGGUGCCUCUUAUUUUAGAGAAUGGCUGUCCCAUAAAACAGGCACUGAAGGUCUCUCGAGUCCUUUUAAACAUGCUUAAUCUGCCAACUCUAGUUCUUGUUAAGUUGCCUUCAUUACUUCAGAAACUUAACCUAAAACUCUUUAUCAGAUUCUAAUUUGAUUUCAUAUGUAUCAUUAUAUGUGUGUUUACCCUGUGUGUUUAAAACAAGAACUCCUUCGCAGAAGGAAUGUCCGUAAGAAAGUCAAAUAUUACUUCUAAACUACAACUCCCAGCAUGCCUUCCUAAAUAAUAGGAUUUGGCAGAGGAAGAAUUUAACUACAUUACCCAUCAUGCUCCGUUUCCCUUGGUUACAUAGGCUGGCGCUGGCAGUUGAAGGGUGAGGCUGUAUUUCUAGCAACCCUCAGUGAGUGUUUGGAAACCUGACUGCUUUGUCUCGGGGUAAAGUUGGCUAGGCUGGUGCCAUUCCUAGUGCCCUUAUGUGGGGUUUUCUUUAAAUCUUAAAAGCAUGAUUACCUUAGAGAAAGCACUCAGCAGCAUGUAUCAGGGUGGUAAUAUCUGACUGUUGCUGUCCCCCAGGCUACCCUCGGCUGCCAUUUCAUACCGGGACCCCUCUUAAUUCCUCAUCUACGUGGAGGGGCAUGAGUGACACUGAUGCCUGCCACAGAGAUGGAUGACUUCCGACGGUCCUACGUUAGGCUGUGCAAGGAGAGCGGUGCUGAACCCCAGGAAAGUAUCCUUCAGCACUUGGAGGAAGCCUCAGGGAAAAGCCGCUUGGAUUUAGCUACACACACCCUUUCUGUGGAAACCUGCGGGGUCCUGGGCAAGCUCUUGCAGGAUGAACUCCAGUUUACCGAGAUCACGCUGAGCAAUUGUAUGCUGAGUGAAGAAGGUGGGGCUCUGUUUGUUCAUAAGGCAAUUCUUGAUUUCUGUCCUUUCCUGAGAAUAGACCGUAAAAGUCAAAGUCCGUGGCCUCUUUUCCUCAUGGCCUCUCACCCAUCCUUCAGUUGCUGAUGUGGCUUUGUCACCCAUAUAUUUUCGUUGCGUUGUACAAGUGGGAAUUUCUUCUCCUCGUAAAAGGGGUUUCCAGUAUCACUUGGGAAGGAAUAAAACAAAAGAUUACAAGUUGCCAUGGGAGGCCCAGGGGAAAAAAGGGCUUGGAAUACUUGCAGGUGGCAAUUGCCGUAAGGGGAUUUGGUCACUAUUCAGAACCAUGAUGGCUCUAUGAGGGGUACAUUUGAAAUCCCAUCAAGAGUCAAACAAUGAUGUGUGAAGUGAUGUAAAAUUGAUUUUUGCAGAAAGUGGAUUUUCCUCAGUGCCACAGCAGGGGAGGAAAGGGUUAAACCCCCCCCCCCAUGCUUGCUAAUUACCAGCCACCCAGGCUGGGGCAUUUUUUCCAUAAUGUGAAGACAGCAUUUAACAGACUAAGCCCCAGAAAAUAUUACACUGAAACAGAAUUUUCCCAGUUCCCAAAUAACAUGUUGUUAACAGAGCCUCUUACACAGGGCCAGGCAUACACUGCAAUUUCUGUGGUUGCACUAUGUAAUAAUUGGCAGUGGGGCCAGAAUACAGCAUUCUGAGAAUACAGGCUUAUUCCUAACCCUAAAACAUGGGUGAAAAGCUUGUUGCCCUCCAGAUGCACUUGUUGCACUCUCUGAUCGCUGGUCAUAUGGGCUGGUGCUGAUGAAAGUCAUAGUCCAAAACAUUCAGAAGGCACAAGCUUGAGGGAGACUGCCUUAAAGUAUUCAGGUAAAAUAACAGGAGCUGUAAGGCAAUUAGAGAAGGCCAAUGGCCUCUCUAGAAUUGCCCCAUUUUUCCUUUUUUGACAGAAGGUGUGCCUUUUGGGACUGCCUUCUGCAAUAUGGAUGGGAAACAUCCAGGGGUCAAAUGCAGCACUUUAUCUGCCUCUCAAGGCUUCUUCCCACCCCCUCCCCCAGACACCUCUCCCUUGCAGACCUCCAAGUGUGGGUCCAUUUAGUGUGGGCAUUCCAUUAAGUCCUUGAGCCUAGAGCCAGUAGCAAAGCUUUGGAUUGGGCCUGAUGGCUCACAACAUGCAUAAGAUGGUGCUUUAAAUGAGUUAUGCCUCCCCUUUGAAACAGCUUUUCCAGGCUAGAGUUAUAGGCAACACAUAAUCCCAGAGGAAGACCUUUUGGCACCCAUUAGAGCAGGGAUAGCCAACAUAGUGUGUUCUAGAUAUUUUGGACUACAACUCAUCCAUCGUCCGUGACCGUUGGCCAUACUGGCUGAGGCUGAUGGAAAUUGUCCACAGCAUAUAGAGGGCAUCUGUUUGGCCACUCCUGUGUUAGAAUCAUAGCAAGAAGUUGCUGACUACAGAGCUUGCCUGACUGAAACAAAUACCUGCUGACUCUUGCUGCUCAUACCCAGGGGUUGAGAGGCCAGACCUUCAGUACAAAAAGGAAUUAACUGCUCUUUCCUUUUUUCCUUACAGGGGCUAAGCUACUACUUCAUGGACUUUGUUCCAACACUGUUGUGAAAUCCUUGGAUCUGAAGGUGAGUCGGUUCCACUUCCAAGUAGUGGGGUCCAGAAAUGACUACAAUGCAACUUUGGAAUUUUGAGAAUCCCAGCUAUUUUUAAAGGCUGAAUUCCUCUUCUUCACGGUUGCAGAGGUACAGUUUAAAUGUAAAGGCAGGAAUUCAGAAUCAUAAGUCCCAGUUAAUUGCUUUAAACUCAUACAGGUUCUGUGCAUAUGGUUUUGCAUCCCAGUCCUAAACACAUGUGGAACAAAGCACCAAUAAUAAACAGCUAGCUCCUCAUUACCCCCCCCCCACAAGCCAAGAGAGACAAAUAUUUUGCUUAAGUUGCAGCAUAUGAUUAGCCCAGACCUCAAAUGUAAACAGCGUGUGUCUAUGUUGCUAGUACAGACUCUCUUUUUUGCAGUUUAAACGCCAUGGCUUUCUGCCCAAAGGAAUCUUGGAGUCUAUUUAUGUACUUACUAAAUUUCACCCUGCUUUUCAGUUCAAAUAACACAAAGUGAUGUACAAUAGCAGAAUCAUAAAAAUAAUAGUUGAUAAUGAAAAUCAACUGAAUGAAAAUCAAUUUUAACACUGAAUGUGAACUGUUGUCAAGCGUUAGUCACAACAACAAGUGCUAGUCACCACAUCUUUACAAGUUUCUAACUCCCAAGAGUCCUUGGGCAAAGCCAUGGUACAAAAAGUUAUUUUAAAGCAGUGUUGUUUGUAGUGUAGAUGUACUUGUACCUGACGACGAGGCAAAGCAAGCAGCUGAGUCCCAUUUAAUGGGGACCAUGAGUGGGAGAGGGCCAUUGUGCUGCUGGCUUGCUUAAGGGCUUCCCACAAGCAUCUGAGAACAGGAUAACAGACUAAGUGGGCCUUUGGUCUGACCCUGCCAUGCUCAUAUGUUAUCCUGUUAACUGCUGGGGCUUGGUUUGUUUCAGGGAAACAACCUACGAUCUGUGGGGGCAGAGGCUCUGGGGAAACUGCUCAGGCAGAACAAGACAAUCCAGAGGUGAGCAGCUACAGGGAUUUGGGGGUACAUUUGCUCCUUUUGGACCUUUCUGGGGGUGCACUGUGUGCAUGUAUCACAUCAAGUUCUUCAAAAUCUGACCAGGAGCAGCUUCUCCUGCUGUUGCUCAGCGAAACUGAAAAGACUGGGUGCGUUCUUUCUUGUCUCUACAAAAUUAUUGAUUGUCACACAAUAUUACCUCAUAAAAUUGGUACUGAGUGCGAGGAAAAUUAAAGGCUCCUUGCUUGGUGUAUGGCCCAGUCUUAGCUGUGCUGUUACGUCUCUUGCCUAAUGUGGUCUCUCUGCCUUUCUUUUUGACUCUUCCCCGCUCCCAACUCCAGCCUCACUUUGGAAUGGAACAACUUGGGUGUGUGGGAAGAAAGCUUUGCCAUUUUCUGCGAGGGCCUUGGCGCCAAUGGUCACAUCCAGUACCUGGAUCUGCGCAAUAACCAGAUCAACCACCAGGGGGCAGGAGAGCUGUCCAUGGCGCUGAAAGCCAAUUCCAGUCUUCGGGAACUUGGUAAGACUCAGAUUUACUUCUCUGGGCCACGCUUUCAGAAUAAAAAUAUACUCAUGCCACACCAAAUCAAUCAGCAAUACAUUGGAAAACACAGCUAGGAUUGUCCUUGGUAUUACUUGAUGCUCUUGCUCUCAUUUUAAAAAGAUACAUAUCCAUAGUCUAGAAAUAAAAAUAUAUUAUGUUGACACUAUAUUAUACCACACUGAAAUGUUUAAAUCUUCCUUUGAUGGUCCUUGAAUCUUCCCUGCCCGGCUACAUCAGUGGGGGGUGCCACACCCUUUGAGAACCACUGCUCUAAGCAGUGAAGUAUCUUCCCCUUCUUGUCAGCCCAGUUCCUUUUUCAGGGAAGCGAUGACUGCUCUCCUGGCUUGAGCCUUGGACUCUGCUUACUUCUGAAGGUAUCUGCAGGGCAUUGCAUGGAUGUGUCCAACCCCUGUCUGCACAGUGACACACUUUCACCCUGGGAUCGUUUGACUCCUGCACUGCAGCCACCAGAUGCUACCGAGCAGCAUCCGCAGAAUUGGAGGUGGUCCUGAGGCAACUGGGCAUCUCACUUUGCAGAUUUUGAUACUCUGUUCAGAAAGAUAUAAAUUUGCCCAACCAAGCCAGGGCAAGGGAAGCUUAGAACUGUACAAGUGCAGACACAGCCUUAGUGGCCUGUUCUGUGCCUUUUGGCAUGAGGCCUUCAGCCAUUGAGCUUUAUUGGCUGCCUGGCUGGCACCUGAAGCAACGCAUGGCAAAAUACUUAAAACUCUACAUACACACGCAAACGCAAAGUCUCGCUAGCCUGCAAAGUAUCCUUACAUAAGCAUUUUCAAGUUGAGCCCUGUGCAUAAUUUGGUGCACACGUAAACCCAUAGUAAUUAAUGGGCUUAAGCACCUCUAAUUAUGCAUAGAAUUAUACUGCUCGUUUCACACACGUAUAAUAAAGUAUGGAUCUGUUCCUUUGCUAAACUUUGCAGCAGUUCAGCAAGCAUUUAUCUCCCUAGUGCAAAAAAAAGGACAUGAAGGGGAAUGCCACCAGAAAUUAGCCUCCCAGCCCUUUUCACUGGACCCUCGAUGAAUUACAGUUAUAGGUAACACCCCCCCAAGUGGCCUAGUUUCAGCUGCUGGUGUGUGAAAACUUGGGAAAGCGAGAGCUUGUGUUUAACUGGUGGUCAUGUGUGGUGCUUUUCUUCUUACUUAGAUCUGCGCUGGAAUAACAUUGGGCUCCUGGGGGGCCGUGCACUCCUGAAUUGCCUGCAUAGCAACCGGGCACUACGACAACUGGAAUUGGCCGGGAACAAUGUGCCCAGUGACAUCCUGAAGGCUGUGGGUGAGCAGCUGUGCCAACCCUUUACGUGCUUAGAGUUCUACAUUCAGCUGUUGCAGCGGGCUGCCCUGUACCCAACGGUCCUGUACAAGAGGUCAACAUCCAGCCUGAGACCAAAGAAGAUUUUCAGACAAGCUCACAGUUCUUUGAAGUUGACAGUACAUCCUGGGCUGGGAGGAAGGGCAGCACAUUUGCUGGGUUUUUUAAGUUUAUAUUAUGGGUGUCUCAGAGGUAACUGGUAGGCCCCUGUUGAAAACAGAGUGUUUGGUUUACUCCAGCAAUGCUCUUCGUAUGUUACACUCCCCAUUUUGAUGCCAAAUGCACAGGGAACAUACUAACAACAAUUGUUGGAUUUCACAUUUGUGACUCUGGGACAAAACUGACCUUAUUGGUCAUAGGAAGCUGUACGCCGGCUCCCUCAGCCAAUAAAGCGAGAUGAGCACCGCAACCCCAGAGUCGUCCACAACUGGACCUAAUGGUCAGGGGUCCCUUUACCUUUACCUAUAUGAUUGAUUGAUUGAUUGAUUGAUUGCAUUUAUAUCCCCUUCCCUUUUCUCCCAAGGAGCUCAAGGUGGCAACAGCCUUGUAAGGUAGAUUAGGUUGAGAGUUAGUGACUGGCCCAAGGUCACCCAUUGAGUUUCAUGACUGAGUAGAGACUAGAACCCCAGACUCCCAGGUCUGGGUCCAACGUUCUAUCGACUACACACCACUGGCUGCUCACCCUGAGCAGAAUAUUUGGUGAAAAGGUUCAUUUAUGCACUUUCUCUCUCUCCCCCUGGCCCAGAUCAAGCCAUGGAACACAACCAAGAACGUCAAAACAUCCUCUGCAAGAGUCGGAGCAUGACCCAAGUGCUCAGCAAAGAGGUGAUAAGCUUGAAGGAGAAGAACUCUAGACAGGUUUGUUAGCUUUGCUUGAUAGUUUUUUGGGGGUAUGUACUACGGAGCUGUCCUGUCUUCUUCAUCCAUGGAUUCAAUCAGGUUCUCUAUGGAGUGGAAGGGUUAAUUUGUAAUGGUGCUUGAUCUUGAGGGCAUUGCAUUUCUAACCUCACUUGGUGAUUCCUCCCAGGUUGCCAGAGGAAGUCGUUCUGAUCUACAGAACCCUCUCAACUUCAGAUGGCAAACUACUUUGAACAUACUAGAAAUUGAAGAAAGCCUCGACCAGUUUGUCUGGUCUGGUCUAGGGAGGAUUGUUACUGUAAAAUCAUCUUUCUGGAUCCCUGUGGCCUGGUAGAAUUGCUGAAGCCAAGAGAAAUGGGUAGUGCUGUGUGUAACUCUCAGCCUCCCAGAAAUAUCAUCUGCACUAGUCCAGCGAAGAAAACUUAAUUCCUUAAACUCCCUGAAAGUAAUCCAUUUGAUUGAAUGAAUCCUUGGUCUCCCUAUAUAUACCUGACAAGACACCUGUGGAUCUAACCUGUUGCUCUUCAGCAUCUUGGUGUUUACCUUCAGCUCUUGUGACUACAGUGAUAACGUUCCCACAACAAAGAAAGACUUGCGGUCUUGUGAAUAGAGCUUGAGGCUAGGACUGGGGAAACUCAGGUUCAAGCCAUAAAGCUAAUUGGAUGAGUUUAGGCCAUGCUACCUCUCAACUUAACCUGCUCCAGAGGAUUGUUGUGUAGUUAGAAUGCAGGGAGGAGGCAUUGUGCAUUUCCCAAAGCUCAUUAGUAGAAGGGUGGGAUUAAAAAUCUAUAGACAUGUUAACUGGAGGGCUGGGAAGAAAAGCUGUGGCCUGAGGCUAGAAAAGUUCGACUCUCCCAGUACUCUUGAGUACAUUGGCCUGCUUGCUGCUUGAAUUUAAAACUCAGGUUACUGAUUUUAUACAUAUGUGAUUUCCAGUACCUGGAUAUGAUGGACACCAUUGACAAGCAGCGAGAGGUGAUGAACCACAGCAGUAGGUGAGUGGAUUGUGAGCUGCAGAUUUUUUACCUCCUCAGCUGAGUCCAGACCUUGGUUCCUCAGUGUUGUUUUCAGGUGCUACUAAGGCAUUACACCAAUUAGAAAUGGUAGCAUGGAACAGGGAGCAUCUCAAAAAGAGGAUACUUCCACUGUGGAAGUUUAGGGAUAUUGCUAUUUUACUUCGCUUCACUUUGUAUGGUACAACCAUGACAUCUGUGCUGACCCUAAUAGGUCUUCUGGACUAGCAGUCAGAAUACUGUUAUUUAUUUAUUUUAAAGGGGUUUUUUUUUGCACCCGGCUUUCCUCAUAUAGUCAAAGGCAGCUUACAAAAAUAUCAAAACAGGUUAUUCAAAGUGCUGAACCCUUGUAAAGCAUUACCUGUCACAUAGGAACUAUCUACAAAGUAUGCUGUGGGUUUUUUAAAAAAAAAGAUUUCUAAGAAUCUUCCUUCGGCUUGUUACUGUUUGUCCCAUUUUAACCAGUACUUUUGUCACAACUUGGCUGCUCCCUUCCCUGCUCUUGCUACAAAGUUUAUUUUACAGAUAGUCCCAUACCUGGAUAUUGCCUCUCUUCUCCAUGCAGGGUAUCAGCGACACGAAUUGGGCAGUUGCAAGAGGCCCUGACGGAGCGACAUUCCGUGUUGAACUCGCUACAAGCAAAGUAAGGAGCAGCAACUCUUUGGGGACCCGCUGGGCAAGGGGGUUGGAAAAAGCAGGAUUUCAUUUCCACCCAGAUAUCUGGCUCAAGCGGAAUCUCAUUCUAAAGUUACAUCCACACCAUUCAAUUAAAGCCCUCUUAUACCACUUUAAUAGUCAUGGCUUCCUCCAAAGAAUCAUGGGAACUGUAGUUUGGGUUGCUGAGAGCUGUUAGGCAACUCCUCACAGAGCUACCGUUCCCAGUGCCCUUAACCAGUUCCCAGGAUUCUUUGGGGGAAGCCAUGACUGUUAAAAUGGUCUAAGAGAGUUUUAAAUGGAUGGUGUGACCCAUCUAAUACACCAUCUUGUUCUUGCUACUGGGACUCCCUACUGGAUCACAAUUUGAUCUAGACCAAGUCACACCAACCACACUACCACUAUGCAGAAAUACAGCUAAAAAUUAAGAGGUGGGUCCCCAAAUGCAUGUCUUGGCAGAAGGUGGUCCCAAGUCUCAAAAGGUGGAAAAUUACUGUCGUCGUGUACGCCUGGAGAAAUACAUUGGACUUGACCUGUGUUGCAUGAAUGCUGAAAUGGUUUUCCAGCAUCCAAAAUGGAUAUGCUGUCUCUUUAUUUAGUUAUCACAAUUAUUUACAUUCCACCAAGGUGGCUUACAGGUAAUAUUUCAAUUAGGUUAGUAUUUUUAUUGUAUUUCUAAAAUAUCUAUCAAAAACACAUCCUGAUCCUUCACACACAACGUUCACCCUGGGGUGGUGAGGAGAUAGUCAAGCAAGAAGAGGCCCUGUUUAUCAUAGAAUCAUAAAAUGAUAGAGUUGAUGUUGAUCUAAGUACAUAUUUCUCAGAGGCAUGGAGAGAAUGUGGCCUUCCAGUUGAUGUUGGGCACAAACUCCCAUCAGCCUCAGCUAGCCUGGCCAGUGGUGAGGGAUGAUGGGAGUUGUAGUCCAACAAAUAUUGGGAGGGCACCAAAUUCCUCAUCCCUGAAAACCCUGUGAAAGUCUGUUAUACUGGGUUAACUCCCCUUGAGAAUGUCUCCUCUACUCUGUGCGUGAGGUUUUGUGGCUGUAAAGGUCUUCAGGUUGAAAGUGAUUAUGCAGGACAAUUUGGCUCCUCCACCAUCUGAUUCUGGCCACAAGCACACGGGUGUUUGCUUUGCUGCAUGUCUCUAAUCUCACGUGACACUUCCUGCCUUGCAGACUCCAAAUGACGGAGGCCGCUUUGGCUUUGUCCGAGCAGAAGGUGUGCAACCUGGGAGAGCUGCUGAGUACGGCAAAGCAGGAGCAGGCGAGGCUGGUUGAGAGCCAGGCCAAAGAGUUGCAGCAACAGAAAAUGGUAGGCCGGGAUGAUCUGGGCAGACUGGGGCCAUCUGUGGCUGAGAAAGUGGCAGGUGGCCAGUGUGGUGUAGUGGUUAAGAGCGGUAGUCUCGUAAUCUGGUGAACCGGGUUCGCAUCUCCGCUCCUCCACAUACAGCUGCUGGGUGACCUUGGGCUAGUCACACUUCUCUGAAGUCUCUCAGCCCCACUCACCUCACAGAGUGUUUGUUGUGGGGGAGGAAGGGAAAGGAGAUUGUUAGCUGUUUUGAGACUCCUUAGGGUAGUGAGAAAGCGGGAUAUCAAAUCCAAACUCUUCUUCUUCAGCAUGGAAGAAGUGGGAAAGGUGCCCAGAGCUGAUGUGGUGGUAUGGGAAGCAGUGCUACAUAGGGGGUAUGUGAGGAGGAUGGAAGAAAAGUAGGGGAAGAAGAACUGAUAGUUGCCACUGCCUGCCUUUGUAGGCAUCUGCUAAUCGAGAGGCAACACUUCAGCGAGAACUUUCAGCAGCCCAUGAGAAAAACCUCCUGCUCAAGAAUCAGGUAAGAGAAUGGCUUGAGUAUCUGCAAUGGGUAGCUUACCUGAGUCACACACACAGACACACACCCCAGGAACUCCUGACAGCCCAUCUUCUCCUUUUCCUGCCACCAGGCUCCUGCCUCUCACCCUUGUCCCAGCAGUCCAGGGUGCAGAGACUGGGCUUGCCUGGGUAUCAUGAGAGUGGCUUCCUUCUAGGUGAGCGACCUGGAAAGAAGGUGCAAAGCACAGCAGGAGCAGCUCUUCCAGGUGAAGGAGGACCUGACCCACACAACUGCAGAAAUGAGGCUGCGGGCUGUACAGGCUGAAGGUGAGCAGGAUUUGGGGAGUCUGGAGCUGUUGAAUGUAAGAUGCAGUCUGGAUUCCACAGAAGAGGUGAAUCGGUGAAGGAUCAAGCAGCUGGCACCUCAUUGUAGUUCUCCCCGCUUAUCCUCAGAGCGUUUGGACAUGGAGAAGAAGAGGUUCAAGCAGGUCCUGGAAGAUGCAGAGUCCCUUCGGCUGAAGGAGGUGAGGUUGAGGGCGGCCAAGUCCCUCAGCAGCGUCCCUGGGGAGAGGGGGGGCAUGAUAAGAAGACAAACACAGAUCCCUUCUCAAGGAGGCAGAGCUGACUCAAGCUAACUUUCUGUCUCGGGUGAAAAUUUAAUUCCUUCAUUUAGCAUCUUGCUGCAUAGGAUGUAGGGUCGCAGAGUUUUCCUACAGGAGGUUUCAGUCCCUUUCCCAUUUCACAUGACUGAAUGAAGAGAAAAGGAAGGGGGUGCCCCCAGGGCGAAGUGGAGGAUGGAAAGGCCUUUUGUUCUCUUUUGGGGGGAAUUCCCCGAUUGCAAUCUCCAUUUCCCUCUUCUCCAUACAAAGGACUGGAUGCUUCCACAAUGGUUCCCACAUUUCAGAUCUUACUUCCCAAGCGUCUGGGGCAGGGGAAAUACAUUUCCCCUUGAGGGAUCUCCCAAUUAGCCUGUAUGGCUUGCUGCGUUAGACUGACUCUAAGCAGAAGCUCCAUAGUCUGAAUCAGUCCUCAUUUCUUAUCAGAAGGUCAGUUCAUUCAUGUAUCUAUAUUGAAAGGAAGGCUUUGCUCCCAAACCAUUUGGGAUGGAGUGGAGCCCAACAUCCCUUUCUGAGCUGAGAAUGAGAAGGUCCCCAUUUGCUGAAGGGGUUACACUAGAUGGUGCUCAGAUGCUGUUAUGUACCCCCUUCCUUUGUGCCAUUCAUAAUGCAGGUAGAUCACCUGAGCCAUCACAUGGAGGCAAGUGAGCGGUCCCUGCAGGAGCGCAUCCAGAGACUGGAAGCCAUCCGCAUAGGGCUUGAGGAGGUGAGUGGAGCGGCAGCAGAUCCGCCACAGGGUACGAAGUCCCAGCCAUAAGCUGCUUACUGCCAUAGCCAACCUUUGCGUGAAAAACAUACCCAGUCCCUAUCCUCUGUGGUUUUUCGACCUCCUCUAGGAUCUUGGAUCCAAAUGCAACCUGUUGGAUGAGAACACUCAGGAAGGCCGAAGUGACGUCGAGAUUCUUAACAACCCAAAGUUGUCACGUAAUGCCCUUUUUUUGCUUUUGUAACUAGGAAUUGAGCCGAGUGAAAGCUGCUGCCCUUGUAGAGCGAGGCCAGAUUGAGGAAGAGAUCAUCAAAGCCAAGAACCAAGCCAGGUUGGAAGAGGUGAGCGCAGCUGGGUGCUGAGGGUGGAGCUACAUGUUAUAAGAAACAAUGGGGGUGGUUGCAGAAGCUGCAACAGCAGCAAACCACUUGACUUGUCCCCAUUCCAUCCAUAAUGUGUUGUACCGCCUACAUCAUAUCACAUCACUGUGUUUCAACAGCCACAUGAGUGGCACCCAGUGAUGUGGAAACAGGGCCGGGAAACUCUCCAUGUCAUAGCAUCAGGGUGUGAAACCACUUUGAGAGAGGGGGGAUAACCAUUUUCCAUGGCAGCUUCAUGUUUUCUUGCCUCUGCAGAACAGCAAAAUAUAUGUUGCAGAACUGCACACUUGGAAGCAAAUUCAACAUCGCAUUGUAUUGCUACUUCCAAAAACUGCAGGUGGCAAGCACAGUCUUAGAAAUAGGAAUUCCCCUUUCUCAAACACACACACACGGCUAACGUGAGCCCACAAUCUAUGCUUUUUGCUUCACAACUAUGGCUUUUUCAAAGUUGUGUGCAAUUUCAGUCGAAUAACUAAAGGAUUAAAAUUUGGACCAAUAAUGGGUGGAGGUUUUCCUUAACUGGAAGACGACCCUAAUUAGUGCAUGCCGGUGUUAUAUAUAUAAUUUCAAGCAGUUGCUUUCCCACCCCCUCUUCUCCCACCCCCUUUUGGGCUUUGCAGCAACAGCGACAGGAGCACCUGGAGGAGAAGCUGCGGCUGAUGAUGCAGUCCCGCGACGAGGCUCAGAAUUACUGCCUGCAGCAGAAGCAAGCAGUGGCUGAGGCCCAGUCUAGGGAGGGCCACCUGAGCCUACAAGUGGAAGGGCUCAAGAGGCGAGUGGAAGAACUUCAGCAGGUGAAUGGAGAGUGUGGUUUGGAGGCCAUGGUGACUGAGUGGUAUAUACCGUAUUUUUCGCUCUAUAGGACGCAUUUUUUCCCUAUCCAAAAAUGAAGGGGAAAUGUGUGUGCGUCCUAUGGAGCAAUGCAGGCUUUCGCUGAAGCCUGGAGAGCGAGAGGGGCAGCUAUCCGCAAGCCUUCGGAGCGCGGCGGGAGUUCCCGCCGGGCUCCGAAGGCUUGCGGAUAGCAGCCUGCAGCCCGAAGCUCGGGGAGCACAGCGCUGUGCACCCCAGGCUUUGGGCAGCUAUCCGCAAGCCUUCGGAGCGCUCCCCCAGCCUGUAAGCUCCGGGAGCGGCGGCAAGGCUGCGCAACCUUGCCUCCGCUCCCAGACCUGUUCUGGGGGCUGGGGUUGGGAAGCUCGGGCUUCCCCCGACCCAGCCCCACGGCUAAAAACGAAGCCGCACACAGCCUCUCCCGGCUGGAGAGGUUGUGCGUAGCUAAAGAGGAAGCCAAGACAGCCAGCGGAAUGGAUCCCGCUGGCUGUCUUGGCUUCUUUGCUCUUUGGGGCUGGGGGGGGGAAUAAUUUUUUUUUCUUUAUUUCCCCCCUACAAACUAACUGCGCCCUAUGGUCUGGUGCACCCUAUGGAGCGAAAAAUACGGUAAAUUGCCUAAGCAGCAAUAAUAAUAAUAAUAAUAAUAAUAAUAAUAAUAAUAAUAAUAUUAAAAUAAAGUGGAGAAAACGGGUAGGGCAUCCUUCACUGCCAGAAAACCUAAGAUUAAAUUUUCAAACGCAUGCAAUUUCUACUGACUGAAGUAUUGAAUUGGUGUAGAAUUGGGUGUCUGUAAGACAUGGUAGAUUACCUCGGGUUACAUACGCUUCAGGUUACAGACACUUCAGGUUACAGACUCCGCUAACCCAGAAAUAGUACCUCAGAUUAAGAACUUUGCUUCAGGAUGAGAACAGAAAUUGUGCAGCAGCGAUGCGGUGGCAGUGGGAGGCCCCAUUAGCUAAAGUGGUGCUUCAGGUUAAGAACAGUUUGAGGUUAAGAACAGACCUUUGGAACCAAUUAAGUACUUAACCUGAGGUACCACUGUACAGGGAAGGGAUGGGAUGGGCAUCUCCUCUGAGCUUUUAAAAUGGUUCAUACUUAGCCUGCAGCCCUCUUGACUUGCUUUGUCGCCUGUAUUUUGGAUGGCAGGAGUUGAGCAGCAAGGAACAGGAGAAGGUAACUGAGAUCAACAAAGUGCGAGUAGGGCUGCAGGAGCAGAUAGGACACCUUGAGGCCGAGAGGACGGCACAGGAAGGGCUGCGGGAGAAGAUUGCAGCCCUGGAGCGACAGCUGAAAGGUAGGGAAUGGUGUGUCUCUGCUUCCCCGGAAGCUGCAAGAAACAGGAUGGUAUGCCAUGCCUGUGAGACCAAGCUGAUCUAUUUCUAACUCCAGCAAGUACUCUUAUUGCAUCCUUUGAUGCCUUGGAGCUGGGUCUGACAAAUGGGACCUUUUGCAUCCUGCUUCCCUCUUGCUGGCAGAUUUGGGACUGAAGGAGGCGGAGAUGGCUGACAUAGAGUCCCAGCAAAGGAGGAGGAAAUGAGAGGGCUGUCUGGAAUCCAUGUGGCAGCCUCUCUCAAACUGAGAGGAACACAUAAAGAGAAAUAGAAGCGUUUGAUGCAGGGCAGGAGUAGAAGAUUAAGUGGCUCGUACAUGAGCAAGAGGUGUAAAGGUGGGACCUUUGCAGUCUACCAGCUGGGGACAAAGUCACAUCCAGCCCACGGGAUUGAGAAGAUGGGGGCGCCCCCUCUUAUUUCUGCCUCCCAGGUACCCCAGAUGCCAACUCCCCAAACAGCAGUGCAAUUGUAGCUCUUGUUCAGUAGCAUCUUUGGAGCUGGGGGAGUGACUUGUCACAGGUUUGCCCAUUUUGUCAUUCUAGGAGGUUUACAUUCAAAGAAGAAACCUAGAUUUCUCCACCAGCAGAGAUUGUAUGGGCAAUGGGGGCUUUCUGCCACUCCUGUGUAAAGCUUAGCCCAGCCCCAAGAGCAUUUCCAGAAUCCUGAGGACCACAGAGGUCUUGGUGUGCUGAUGCUUUGUUCCUCUUUAUGUAGUUCUGUCCAGCAACCACCGGGAGGCGCUACUGGACAAAGAGGGUGAAGUCUCAAGCCUACUGGAGAAGCUGCGGGUUCGUGAGGCAGAGAUCUCCAGGAUGAGGGAGGAGGAAGCCCAGCGAGUCAGCUUUCUUCAGAACGCCAUCAUGUCUUACGUGCAGGGCUCCCCGCGAAGCACUCAGAGCCCCAAGAAGUGAGCAUGAGGAUCCUGGCUUCAAGGAAGGGAGUCUCAAUUAUUACUGUGGACAGGUUGUGGAGUAUCAUGGAGUCCAUCUUCCUUAUGUCGCUAGGAGAUCCUGCAAGAGAGACUGCAUUGCGUCAGCUUACCUGAGGCUGGGCCUGAGGUAUCAUUGGAGUGUUUGCCGUUGCCUUAGGAACUAUUUUAACAGUCUGCACCAAAGCCAAGUCUUGUUUUUAAACCUGCAAACUGUGAGGAAGUCUCCAAGGCAAAGCCAUCCAUUCCAGUUUGUGAGACCACAGAGAGGUCUGGUCGCACGGGCAGGAAAUACAAUGUCUUCUUACAUGACAGGCAUUAGCCUCAGCCUUUGGUCUGAUGCACGUUACCUCAGUGGCAUGACCUGAAGCAAAAGCCCCCUCCCAGCCGCAAUGUGGCCAACUGUCCUACUGUAUCAGGAACAAGUGAAAGCACCCAUUUCUCAGAUACCCCAGAUCAUGUAGGCAUUUCCCACGCCAGACUUUCACCUGCACAGGGACUACUGAUGCAGACAUGGGGGAAAUUCUAUUCCAUGGAGAAGGUUAGGACAGGAAUUGCUUUGUAUAGCCUGGUCUACAUCCAUCAGCUCCUUCCACAGAGCGUAUACUUUGCCUUCCAUGCUUGGGAGGAGCCCUCUUGUUGCAGCUUUCGAAAGUGAUCAUUACAGUGAGCGAACCUCUAGCUGCCGGUGCAUUAUUUCCUUGGCCUGAAAGUGGUACAGGCUUGAGUGGCCUAAUGGGGCAAGGAUGGGGCAAAUUUGCUGUGUUCCUUUCAUGGGAGUGGCAAGCUUGGUGUUCAUUUAUAAUUCCAGCUUUAAAGGCAGGAUAAGAAUGAAAUGUUUCUACUUUUGCUCCAGUUCAAGGGCCGGUUUGUGCACAGACCAGUGUUCAUUUUAUGUGUCUUUUCACAUAUAACUAUGACGCUGUUGUUUAUGUAUAAUUUGACAAUGGCCUGGUUCACAAGAUGUGCUAAGCCAAACCUUAGCUUAGCGAGACCAUGCAGUCUCCCCAGGGAAAAGCUUUCAGCUGCUUUACUUCUCCCUUGUCCUUUAUGUUGCCAAACUGCACUGAGCUCAGCUAAUGUUUGGUUUAGCAUGCCAUCUGAACUGUGGUUAGUGAUGAGACUACUUGACCACAAGCCCCGGUUCAGAUGACACAUCUUGGCUUAGCUCAGCACAGCAGCUAAAAGCACCAGGGAGGAAUACAGCAACUGUGAGCUCCUCUCCAAGAGCUACACACUCUUGCCAUCUCUCACUAUGCAAAGGUUUGGCUUCCUGUGCCAUGCAGACAAGACCCAUGUAUGUCUACCCACCCUUCAUACAUGCUACAAAAAUGAAGUAGCUCAUUUAUAUACUAUUAUGAACCACCCUGUGAUCUUCAGGUGAAGGAUGGUAUACAAAUUUUAAUAAUAAUAAUAAUAAUAAUAAUAAUAAUAAUAGUGCUCCAGUGGGUUUGGAGGAGGAGGCAAAAUCCCCCUCCUAUAGUCUGGAAUGUUCACCAAACUUCACAGUAGGGUGUGUGUGUUUGCAGCUUCCAAUAAUACAAAUUAUGUGCGGAAAUGAUUUUGUUUAUUUUCAGAUUGUUGCCACCAUUUAUAUGGAGAAGCAAUACCACUCAUUUCUUACACUUUCCAUUUCCCCAAAACUGGCAGAAAUCCAAAACUGCUUUCUAAAGGAAAUAGUUUAUCUCUUCUCUUCCAAGCCCCUGUUAAAAUACGAAACGCAUUGUAUGAAGUUGGCCUGAACUUAAAGCUUGUUAACGCAGGGUCUUCUAAGAGGUGAAGACAGGCCUGCUUAGUUUUUCUUGGCUUAUUAGCCAACGGCAGGUGGCUUCCUUGUGGCAGAUGUACUCUAUGAGGAUAUAAUUGUAAAGUUUUGUACAUCUUCAGUAGCUUUUCAAGUUUCUUACCGUUUUAGGGAUGAUCUAUUGGUGGUGGGUUUAAUAGUGCUUGAGAACUGCAUGUGCUCAAGUAUCUGCCCCUUUUUCUGCCUUCACUAACACGGUGUCCUCCUGCUUAUACGAAAAACAACAUGGCUGGCGACAGAAAGGACACAGCUCAGCUAGAGAAGAGUGUUUGCAAAGGCAGCGGGGUGAGAAAAAGGACAAAGCUACCCUAGUUUAUUCUUGCUCUUUCAAAGCUUUGUUUAUGUGGUUUGGGAGGAAACCUGAGUGCUGUUUGCUCAUGUCUGUCUGGAGUAAUCAGUGCCCUGCAACCCUCUGCCCAGUGGCAAGGACAUCCCCUCCCCCAUGCACACAUCAACAGUGCCCCAGGCGUCAGGUUUUAUGGAGGCAGACUCUUAAAAAAAAUAAAAUCCUUGCAUGGGUGUUUAAUGGGAUCUGACUGAUUCUGUGGGAAAGCAGAAAUUUGUUCCCUCUUAGGCUUGUCCUGCAUUUUGGGGAGCUAAUCAAAAGGGGCAGCAAAUCAGCAACCAUCUUCAGCUAUUUUACUAAAUCUCAGUGCCAAUUUGAGGUUUCCGUAAUGUGCGGGUGGCAAUUGAUGAGUAGUCAUAUAUGACACUAAAAGUGACUUUGAGCCCCG
Molecule: messenger RNA, 21019 nt
Organism: Podarcis lilfordi (Lilford's wall lizard)
Lineage: Eukaryota; Metazoa; Chordata; Lepidosauria; Squamata; Lacertidae
Source: the annotation of a GenBank genome assembly